GUCAACCUCAAGUACUCGGUGGAGGAGGAGCAGCGGGCCGGCACGGUGAUCGCCAACGUCGCCAAGGACGCCCGGGACGCCGGUUUUGUGCUGGACCCCCGUCAGCCCACCGCCUUCCGGGUGGUCUCAAACUCGGCCCCCCAUCUGGUGGACAUCAGCCCCGGGUCGGGGCUGCUGGUGACCAAGCAGAAGAUCGACCGGGACCUGCUGUGCCGGCAGAGCCCCAAGUGCAUCAUCUCGCUGGAGGUGAUGUCGAGCUCCAUGGAGAUCUGCGUGAUCAAGCUGGAGAUCAAGGAUCUCAAUGACAAUGCGCCCAGUUUCCCCACUGACCAGAUUGAGCUGGAGAUCUCAGAGACGGCUAGCCCGGGCACCCGCGUGCCGCUGGAGAGUGCCUACGACCCAGACUCAGGCAGCUUUGGAGUGCAGAGCUAUGAGAUCACCCCCAAUGACCUCUUUGGGCUGGAGACCAAGACACGGGGUGAUGGGUCCCGAUUUGCCGAGCUGGUGGUGGAGAAGAGCCUGGACCGUGAGACCCAGUCCCACUACAGCUAUGUGAUCACGGCGCUGGACGGUGGCGACCCUCCCAACUUCGGCACAGUGGAGCUCAGCAUUCGCGUCAUCGACUCCAAUGACAACAACCCGCUCUUCGAGGAGCCGGCCUACACUGUCAGCGUGCCUGAAAACGCCCCGCCGGGCACACCAGUCAUCCGCCUCAAUGCCUCUGACCCGGACGAGGGCACCAACGGCCAGGUCCUCUACUCUUUCCACAGCUACGUCUCCGAGCGAGCCCGGGAGCUCUUCCAAAUCGACCCCCAGAGCGGCCUCAUCACAGUGAGUGGUGCCAUUGACUAUGAGGAGGGUCACGUCUACGAGCUGGAUGUUCAGGCCAAGGACUUGGGGCCUAACUCCAUCCCUGCCCAUUGCAAAGUGACCGUCAGCAUCCAGGAUGCCAACGACAACCCGCCCCUCAUCAACCUGCUCUCCGUUAACAGCGAGCUGGUGGAGGUGAGCGAGAACGCCCCACCGGGAUACGUCAUCGCCCUGGUGCGGGUCUCGGACCGUGACUCCGGGGCCAAUGGGCGGGUGCAGUGCAAGCUCCUGGGCAACGUGCCUUUUCGGCUCCAGGAGUACGAGAGCUUCUCCACCAUCCUGGUGGAUGGGCGACUGGACCGGGAGCAGAGGGACCAGUACAACCUCACCAUCCAGGCCAAGGACAAUGGUGUCCCCUCCCUGCAGGCCACGAAGUCCUUCACCGUCAAGAUCACCGAUGAGAAUGACAACCAUCCCCACUUCUCCAAGCCCUAUUACCAGGUCAUUGUGCAGGAGAACAACACCCCGGGGGCCUACCUCCUCUCAGUCUCGGCCAGGGACCCUGACCUGGGCCUCAAUGGCAGUGUCUCCUACCAGAUCGUGCCCUCCCAAGUCAGGGACAUGCCUGUCUUCACCUAUGUCUCCAUCAACCCCAACUCUGGAGAUAUCUAUGCUUUGAGGUCUUUCAAUCAUGAACAGACGAAGGCCUUUGAGUUCAAGGUCUUGGCAAAAGAUGGGGGUAAUCCCUCUCUGCAGAGCAAUGCCACCGUGAGAGUGAUUGUCCUGGAUGUCAAUGACAACACCCCUGUGAUCACGGCCCCGCCGCUGGUCAACGGGACCGCAGAGGUGUACAUCCCCAGGAACGCGGGGGUUGGCUACUUGGUGACAGUGGUCAAGGCAGACGACUAUGAUGAGGGUGAAAAUGGCAGACUUUCCUAUGAAAUGGUGGAAGGAGACAGAGGAUUUUUUGAGAUAGACCAGGUCAGUGGGGAGAUAAGGACCACCAGAGCCUUUGGGGAGAACGCAAAGACAGCCUACGAGCUGAUUGUGGUGGCUCAUGACCAUGGAAAAACAUCUCUCUCGGCUUCUGCCUUGAUUUUGAUAUACCUGUCUCCAGCCCUGGAUGCCCAGGAGUCCAUAGGAUCUGUUAACCUCUCCCUGAUUUUCAUUAUUGCCCUGGGGUCUAUCGCAGCCAUUCUUUUUGUCACCAUGAUCUUCGUGGCAGUCAAGUGCAAAAGGGAUAACAAGGAAAUCAGGACCUAUAACUGCAGAAUUGCAGAAUACUCCUACGGGCAUCAAAAGAAGUCAAGCAAGAAGAAGAAAAUCAGCAAGAACGAUAUCCGCCUGGUGCCGCGAGACGUGGAAGAGACGGAUAAAAUGAACGUUGUGAGCUGCUCCUCUCUCACUUCAUCCCUCAACUACUUUGACUACCACCACGGCUCCAACCACAUUUACCAUCACACCUUCACGGGGCAGAGCCCCCAGCAGCCCGACCUCAUCAUCAACGGGAUGCCGCUGCCAGAGACUGAAAACUACUCCUUUGAUUCCAACUACGUGAAUAGCAGAGCUCAUUUAAUAAAAAGCAGCUCCACGUUCAAGGACUUGGAAGGGAACAGUCUGAAGGACAGCGGCCAUGAGGAGAGCGACCAGACGGACAGCGAGCACGACGUGCAGCGGGGCCUCUAUUGUGACACGGCCGUCAAUGACGUGCUGAACACCAGCGUCCCCUCCAUGGGGUCUCAGGGCCCUGAGCAAGAUCAGAGCGAAGGAUUUCAUUGCAGGGAGGAGUGCCGCAUCCUGGGCCACUCGGACAGGUGCUGGAUGCCCCGUGGCGCUGUCCCCAGCCGCGCCAAGUCCCCCGAGCAUGGGAGAAACGUCAUCGCCCUCUCCAUCGAGGCGACGGCGGUGGACGCGGAGCCUUAUGCAGACUGCAGCACAAAAAGGACCUUCGCCACCUUCGGCAAAGAGGGCGGCGAGCCCCUCGCCGACGAGCGGCUCGCCAACCCCAAAGGCAAAAGAACGGUGGACCCGGCCGCCUGCAGCCCCAAGGUGAGCGGUGCCGGCCGCGAGGCGGGCAACGGUUGCGAGGCCGUCAGCCCCGUCACCUCGCCCCUCCACCUGAAGAGCCCUUUGUCCGGCAAGCCGGCGGCACCGUACAGCGCUGGGCACUGCGCUGGCAACCGGGAACGGGAGCCCUUUGGGAACAGUGGCCCUUCCCGGCCAACGGAGGCAGAGCCCCGGGGGGCGGACAGUGAGAGCAGUGGGCAGGAGGGCAACCCGCUUCUGCAGGAACGCCGGGAAAAGGACUCGCCCAGCGCCCGGAGACUAAAAGACAUCGUCCUCUGA
Molecule: messenger RNA, 3156 nt
Organism: Leptosomus discolor (cuckoo roller)
Lineage: Eukaryota; Metazoa; Chordata; Aves; Leptosomiformes; Leptosomidae
Source: RefSeq, a predicted model, not a curated record